AUUUCUCUCAAGUCGUUUAUUACAAUACAAUUUUUUCUAAUUUUUUUUCGUGUGAAUUAAAAAGUAAAAUAUCAACGAAAAAUGUCAUUAGUACUACAAUUAUCAGCAUAUUUUUUCCCACAAAAAAAAAGUUAUUAAGUUAAAGUGAGCGGAAAAUUUAAAAUUCAAGUCUUGACUUCUUUUUUUAUUUUCACUACACUUUAUGUAGUGUAUAAAGUGCUUUACUAUACAUAUGUAAUGUGAGAGGUGAAUCCAAGGAAAACGUCAAAUUGCCAUCAAUUAAAAAUCCAGUGAAUUUUCCAAGUUUUCCCGGAUUUAGUGACAAGUGGCGGCGCUCGUGAAGAAGCUUUUCGUGGUGCAAUUUGUAUUUUUUUUUUUUUUGCAUGACUAAGGUACUCUCUUUGUCACGUUUUGUUGUUCUUUGUCGUCAUUCGUCGUCAAAUGAGUGCAAAUAAUAUAACAUCUAAUCAUGUUGCUCUAGUGUCUACGCGAAUAUGUCACUUUGUUCCGGUUAUCAGAAAAUCAUUUUUAUUUCUCAUCGUUAGAGGUUAAAAAAAAAAUAGUGUUUUAACCAGUGUUCAUAUUAAAUUAAGUGCUCGUCACAAUGGAGUUAAAUCAUGAUAGUUUAAACGAGUUUCAAGCUCUUUUGCAAUUUAUUACAUCGGGUGAUAAUGAACAAAUAAUUGAAGGAUGGAAAAAUCUCGUCAAACUUGAGACAAAUUUCAUGCUUGACAAAACACAUUGCAAUUAUAUGGAAAUUUUGAUUGAUUCCCUUAAAGAACUUCUUCAUGGACGUGUACAUAAUAUGGAACAAUUACCAAAACUUUUAAAUUGGUUCGCUAAAUAUUUACACAAUGAACCUGAUCUAUGCCUUGGUCAUGAUUUAUCAAAUAUUCUCAUUAAUACAAAUUUAGAUGACAUUUCAAUUUUAAUGUUGAUUCUUAAUGUUGUCAAUGAAUAUAAGAGAUUAUUUCUUUAUGGCGAUACAAAAGAUAUGAAACUAUGGAAAGCUGUUGUUAAUUGUCUUGCUCGAUGUCAUACGCCUAUUAAAGCUGAGGAUAUUAAAAAUUAUCAAUCAUGCAUACGAAAAAUUCAUGAUUAUCUUCAUAAUUUAAUUGACAAAAAUCAUCUUUCAUUUUGUUUGCAAAAACUUUAUAAAAUUAUAUCAGAUACUCAACGUGAAAAAGUGCCAGGUACUGCAUUGUGUAUUAUUCUUUUACUCGUUGAUAAAUUACAUAUUAAAGAAGGUGUUGAUUCACAUCUCGAUACACCGUAUAAGGAUUCUGAUUUAAUGCAAGCAUUAAUUGUUAUUUUCCAAUGGUCCCUUAUAUCUAAAGAUAUUGAACUACUAUCCGAAUGGCUUAUGACUUUUAUCAAUGGUUUAGAAAGAAAUGGAAAAUAUGAUAUAUUAAUGAAAGUUGCAGAGGGUACGUUAAAUUUAAAAAAUAUGCCAACAGCAUUUCUCUUUGAAAAUCAAAGUCAAUCGGUGGGAAAAAUAUUUCUCUAUAUGUUAAAAAUGCAAAAUAAUCCAGAUGUAUUUUUUAAAUUUGUCGAGACUAUUCAAAAAAAAUCAGUUUUAAAAUGUUUAAAAGCUCAAAAUGAAGAUUACGCUAAUGAAUGUUUACAAACAAUGAUUGAUGUAAUUCAAGCAUUAUUAAUAAGAUUUGAUGUAAAAGAACGUGAUGAAAUUGAACAUAAUUUUCCCAUAAGUCCACGACAUGAUGUUGUUGAAAAAAUAUUGGAGGAACCAUUUUGGAAUAAUGAGAGGGAUAAUAAAUUUCAAUUAAGUUAUUUACCGGAAAGAAGUAGAAUUAAUAUUGUCAGUAUUGAUAGUAUACGAAAUGUUGACAGUAAAGUUGGCCUCGCUAAUUUGGGAAAUACUUGUUAUAUGAAUAGUGUUUUACAAGCAUUAGCUAUGACUAGACAAUUUCGUUAUGAGGUCUUGAAUUAUAAAGUCAAUGAUCUUGGUAGUCAAGUUUUGCUUAGUAAAUUACAAAAUUUGUUUGCAUUAUUGAUGCAUUCAAAAAGAAAUUCUUUAUCGCCAAAUGAAAUUUUUCAAGUAUCAAGACCCGCUUAUUUUAUGCCAGGACAACAACAAGAUAGUUCUGAAUUUCUUUGCCACUUAUUAGAUGUACUUUAUGAGCAAGAGAAAUCGGCAAUUGCAAUUAGUGGUAAUGCAGAAACGAUGGUCGAUUUAAAGCCAAGUUCCGAUGAACCUAUGGACGAUAUUAUGGGCGAUGAACCAGGGUUCAAUGUUCGUUGGCCAACAGAGGAGGAUUUAACCGAAGGUGCUGCUUUACAAAGAAAAACACAGUCGUUGGCUGAUUUUACACAAGGUGAAGAUUUGGCGCAAACACAACAUUUGAGUGACAGUCAUUCGGACUCGACAGACAGUGGAAUUCAAUCGGUUGGAGGCGAAGACGUAACGACAUCACCCUCAAUUCUUGUUCAUCGUGUAUUUGGUGGCGAAUCAAAAAUUACCUAUCACUGUCAACAAUGUGAUAAUAGUUCUGACAAUACUGACAAAUUUCGCGAUCUACAAUUGUGCUUCCCCGAAGAGAUAUCAGAAAAUGACGAGGUCAGUGUUCAGAGUCUCAUUAAUUGUUAUCUUGCGCCAGAAAAAUUGACCGGUGACAAUAAAUAUCGUUGUGACAAAUGUAUGAAUCUAUGCGAUGCACAGAGGAUAAUAAAAAUUCUUCAAGCGCCUGCACAUCUUAUUUUAACAUUAAAACAUUUUCGCUACGAUUCAGAUAGUCGUUUAAGGGCAAAAUUACGACAUAAAGUUGCAUACGAUGAAAUAAUUCAAUUACCAGUUUUAGAUUCAAUGCCUGAAACAUAUCGUUUAUAUGCCGCUGUUGUUCAUUCGGGUUAUAGUGUUGAUUAUGGACAUUAUUUUACCUAUGCAUGUGACUCAAAACAAAAGUGGUAUCGUUUUAAUGACAAUUAUGUUUCAUGUACGACAAUUGAUGAUUUUAAAAGACUCGAACCACCUGAUACGCCUUAUAUUCUUUUUUAUGAGAAAUCAACAUCGAUACGUACAUUUCAGGAGGAUAAACAGGAAUUGUCAACACUUAGAAAACAUUUACAGGAUAUUGUUGAAAAUGAUACAAAAUCAUUGUUAAAUGAAUCGCGAUAUCAGGAUGAUAGAAAGAGAACUAGUUUUUCGAUAAGUCGACACGAUAAUUCCGAUGAUGAUAAUUCACCGUCUAGCACUUGUCGUGGUCCAAUGAAAUUGCCGUCGAAUAAUUAUCUAUGUUAAAGGACAAUAUAUUAAUAUUCAAAGAAUUAUUUUAUCCAGCAAUUACUUUCAAGAGGAUUUGAUUGAUAUUUUGCAUUUUCAUCGCCAGUGAAUGCAAUUCGACAAAUCAGGACAUUUUUGUUUUUUCGAAACAGUAUAUAUAUUUAAAAUGUGAAUUGUUGGGUAAAAUUUAAUAUUAUUUAUUAUUCACUUCCAAAAAAGAAAAAAUCUGUGUGUACUGAAAAAAGUGUCAAAUUUUGUUAAAUCGUUUUUUAUAAUGCAAUUUUCAAAUCUGAAAACGCUAAUACGUGUUUAAAACUUGAAAGUGUAGUGAAAUAACAUUUAGAAACUGAACUGGAUUUUCUAUCUCGAAAAAAUAUUCACCAAACGGAAAAAAUUUUUUUUUUAAAAAUGAAUAUUUUUAAAACACAUUUGUGUUUUUUCGAUUAGGUCAAUCGACGAUUUUUGAAAAAAAAAACUUUCGACAGUAUUGAGGUGGAAAUGCUUUUUAUAGUCAACUUGCAAGUGUUCGUUAUAUUCAUAAAUUAUAUACUUGGUAUCUUUCUUAAACAACAUUCACGUAGAUAGAAUUUUCUUUAAACUCAAUUUGAUUUCUUAAUUUUAAUCGAUUAAAUAAUUUUAAUUCAGUUUAUUAAAUUUAUGAAAUCAAAUUACUAAUAAAUUCGUUAAGUGCGAUGUAUUCUAAUAGAUUUAUAAUACCCACGUUCUUAUCAAUUUUGUGUAUUAUGGUGUUUAAGAUCUACGUUCAUUUUUAUUUCACGGGAAUUACAUUUUUAUACUCUU
Molecule: messenger RNA, 4042 nt
Organism: Leptopilina boulardi
Lineage: Eukaryota; Metazoa; Arthropoda; Insecta; Hymenoptera; Figitidae
Gene: DUBAI
Product: ubiquitin carboxyl-terminal hydrolase 35
Exons: 3
Coding region: 605-3259 (884 amino acids)
Biological process (GO): protein deubiquitination
Cellular component (GO): nucleus; cytosol
Molecular function (GO): cysteine-type endopeptidase activity; cysteine-type deubiquitinase activity
Source: RefSeq, a predicted model, not a curated record